This is a messenger RNA of Leopardus geoffroyi (Geoffroy's cat), 1972 nucleotides long. It is a transcript of the gene GNL1, whose product is annotated as G protein nucleolar 1 (putative). The coding region runs from base 41 to 1864 and encodes 607 amino acids. Gene Ontology annotation, molecular function: GTPase activity; GTP binding. The record is from RefSeq and is a predicted model, not a curated record. NCBI's taxonomy places the organism in Eukaryota, Metazoa, Chordata, Mammalia, Carnivora, Felidae. The transcript has 12 exons.
GGAGCUCGGCGGAGGUUGGGCCAGGUGACUGGUCCAGGCCAUGCCGAGAAAGAAGCCCUUCAGCGUGAAGCAAAAGAAGAAGCAGUUGCAGGACAAGCGGGAGCGGAAGCGAGGGCUCCAAGAUGGGCUGCGAUCCAGUUCCAACAGCCGCAGCGGGAGCCGGGAGCGGCGGGAGGAGCAAACCGACACCUCAGACGGGGAGUCUGUGACCCAUCAUAUCCGCAGGCUCAACCAGCAGCCUUCCCAGGGGCUGGGUCCUCGAGGCUAUGACCCAAAUCGAUACCGGCUGCAUUUUGAGCGAGACAGCCGGGAGGAGGUGGAAAGGAGAAAGAAAGCAGCCCGGGAGCAAGUGCUACAGCCGGUCAGUGCUGAGCUGCUGGAGCUGGACAUCCGAGAGGUCUAUCAGCCUGGCUCAGUCCUGGACUUUCCCCGACGUCCUCCUUGGAGCUAUGAGAUGUCCAAGGAGCAGCUAAUGAGCCAGGAGGAACGUAGCUUCCAGGAGUAUCUUGCAAAGAUUCAUGGGGCUUACACCUCUGAGAAACUCAGCUACUUUGAGCAUAAUCUGGAGACAUGGAGGCAGCUGUGGCGCGUGUUGGAGAUGUCUGACAUUGUCCUGCUUAUCACUGAUAUCCGACAUCCAGUUGUGAAUUUCCCACCAGCACUUUAUGAGUACGUGACUGGAGAACUUGGGUUGGCCUUGGUCUUGGUCCUGAACAAGGUGGAUCUAGCCCCACCGGCUCUCGUCGUUGCUUGGAAGCAUUAUUUUCACCAGCACUAUCCCCAGCUCCACAUAGUCCUUUUUACCUCUUUCCCUCGGGACCCACGGAUCCCACAGGACCCUAGUAGCGUUUUGAAGAAGAGUCGGAGACGGGGGAGAGGAUGGACUCGGGCACUGGGGCCGGAGCAGUUACUGAGAGCCUGUGAAGCCAUCACUGCGGGGAAAGUGGACUUAAACAGCUGGCGGGAGAAGAUUGCCCGAGAUGUGGCUGGGGCCACCUGGGGAAAUGGCUCUGGGGAGGAGGAGGAAGAAGAGGAUGGACCUGCAGUCCUUGUGGAGCAGCAGACUGACUCAGCAAUGGAGCCAACCGGCCCAACCCGGGAGCGCUACAAAGACGGAGUGGUGACCAUUGGCUGUGUGGGUUUCCCAAAUGUGGGAAAGUCCUCGCUGAUCAACGGGCUGGUGGGGCGGAAGGUCGUGAGUGUCUCCAGAACCCCCGGCCAUACCCGAUACUUUCAGACCUACUUUCUCACUCCCUCUGUGAAGCUCUGUGACUGCCCUGGCCUCAUAUUCCCCUCCCUUCUGCCCAGGCAGUUGCAGGUUUUGGCGGGGAUCUACCCCAUUGCCCAAAUCCAGGAGCCAUACACCGCAGUGGGCUAUCUGGCCUCUCGAAUCCCUGUGCAGGUCCUGCUUCACUUGCGCCACCCAGAGGCCAAGGAUCCCUCAGCAGAACAUCCCUGGUGUGCCUGGGACAUCUGUGAAGCCUGGGCAGAGAAACGUGGUUAUAAGACAGCCAAGGCAGCCCGGAAUGAUGUGUACAGAGCAGCCAAUAGCCUCCUGCGGCUGGCACUGGAUGGCCGCCUCAGCCUGUGUUUUCAUCCGCCAGGCUACAGUGAACAGAAAGGCACCUGGGAGUCCCAUCCGGAGACCACAGAGCUGGUGGUUUUGCAGGGCAGGGUGGGGCCAGCAGGUGACGAGGAGGAGGAGGAAGAAGAAGAGCUGAGCAGCUCCUGUGAGGAGGAGGGAGAGGAGGACCGGGAUGCGGAUGAGGAGGGGGAAGGGGAUGAGGACACCCCGACUUCAGCUCCAGGGUCCAGCCUGGCUGCCCGAAACCCUUAUGCCCUACUGGGCGAGGACGAGUGCUGAGUCCUUGCCUUGUGCCAUCUGCUCCACCCAGUAUCUCUGCUUUUGGACUGACCUGAGGGUACCUCCCCUCUGCCAUCCCAAUUGUGAAUAAAGAUUGUCUGCUUUGUA